UCGAAGAUGAAGAACUCCUUUGAGCUUACUGUUCUAACCAGCCCAAAGAUGCAGAAGAGAGGAUCAUCGUCAUCAGCCGGAGGUGCCUACCAUGGAGGAGAUCCUCCGCUGCAAGGUCGUAUCCAAGCAGUGGCUGUCUCUAAUUCAAAGCCCUUGUUUCUCAGCGGCUUAUACUUGUCACAAGAUGAAGGAGAUGGCGGUCGCAGCUGACAACAGCAGCCUGGUCCUGAAUACCAACGGUCGCGAAACAGCCUCAAUCUUGACCAGCCCCAACAUCCACAGCGGCAAUCAUAGCAGCCGGCUGAGCAACUUCUCCAUUGAUUUCCUUCCCUACCAAUCCUACGAAGACAGCUUGCAAUACUUUGAGCUGAAGGUUACCGAUAUAUACACCGCCGACCAAAACCUCUUUCAACUAAGCCGUGUUGACCGGUGCCGUUUCAGCUGCCGGAGCCCCACUCGGACCCAAGUCUCAACUACGAGGACCGCACUGGCCGACGGAGAUUCAGGCACCACUACAACCACGUCGUCGGCUCCUCCAACGGCUUGCUUCUCUGCUCGCCUUUCCCCGGCUACCCAAACAUGUACGCCAUCUGCAACCCUCACACCAAGCAGUGGUACCCGAUUCCGAUUCCGCCCCCCCGAUUUCUCCAUCCUCGCCCACAUCGGCUUCAUCGUCCUCGACGACGACGAUCGCUCCUUCAUCAUCGCCCGGAUUCCCCUCAGCAUGGCCCCGCGCCGAACCCAGCUCGACCUGGAAGUCCUGUCGUCCCAAUCCGCCGAGUGGACCGCCAAAUCGGCUCCCCUGCCACGCCCGCUGCUCUGCCCCGACCCUGACUACUCAUUUUUCGACGACGGCAGCGUCAAUCUCGCCGUCAAUCUACACAACCGAUGGCUCUGCUGGAUGCUCGGGGGAAAGCAGCAGGUGGUGCUCUACGACGCCGUCAACGGUGUGGUGGAUUGGGUGAUUGAGCCUCCACGGCGCACACUAGACGGGAUUUGCGUCAGCCAGGGCCGCUUGUGGGCUGCCAGCCUCUACGGUUCAACACUCACCGUCUUCGUGGCUGAAAAUCUACCACCACCAUCUCCAGAUCUGAAUCAGCAGCAACGGAAACCAUAUUUCAAGCUGAUAAACAGGGUUAGUUUGACUGGUCCAUGGGACUCGCUGAACCCGUUCAUAGCUCAACAUUUCGGCAGGCCAGAUAAUCCAUACAUGAACAAGAAAAUCCGCAACAUGAUCCAGGGGCCUGCGCUCGGGGAUGUCUUCCUAACUAUGAACCCACAUGAUUCCAAUCAGGUCUACCUUACUUUCCACGCCAGUUUCCUCGCCCUCUUCCACAUAACUCAACGAACCCUCAAGUUGCUUGGAGGACAAGGAAGCUUAGGCACCAGAUACCACCUCUUCAUAUGUGACAACCCCUCCUGGCCAACUCCACUCCCCACCCUUCACUUUCCUCCUGCUUCAUCUAGAUAGAGAGGCCAGCUACGCAGUUGGCUUCACGAUGACUAGUUUAUACAUUCAAAUCAACAACGUUUCAUAACAUUGUUUGGUUAUUGAUGAACCGUUGGUUAUUGAUGAACGAUCGGUUCGUCCAUCACGUAAUCGUACGAACUAAAACUAAAAUAAACUGAAAUACUGAUU
Molecule: messenger RNA, 1639 nt
Organism: Linum trigynum
Lineage: Eukaryota; Viridiplantae; Streptophyta; Magnoliopsida; Malpighiales; Linaceae
Source: the annotation of a GenBank genome assembly